Labeo rohita (rohu) is the source of this 5023-nucleotide messenger RNA. RefSeq names its product neuropilin and tolloid-like protein 2. NCBI's taxonomy places the organism in Eukaryota, Metazoa, Chordata, Actinopteri, Cypriniformes, Cyprinidae. The record is from RefSeq and is a predicted model, not a curated record. The coding region runs from base 2043 to 3716 and encodes 557 amino acids. The transcript has 9 exons. Gene Ontology annotation, molecular function: protein binding.
CAUUUUUAUAAAUUCAACUAUUAUUUUCUCUUCUGGACUAUAUGUAAAUGCCUUUUAUGUGACAUAUCUUAAUCAGGUCAGAACUAAAUAAAAAAUAACAUGCAUUUUGUUUGAUCCCUCUUAUUUUAGUAAAAUAAUUAUCAUUUUGCAAAUUCUGCAAGGUGUACAUACACUUUUGACUUCAACUGUAUGUUUCUGUUAAGUUUGUUUACAUGAGCCUAAACGCAUAGUGAUAUUUGCACAUUGAGAAGAUGGAAAAAUGUUUGGUGCCAUUUUUGUACUUAGGUUUGGGAUAAACAUGUUAUUUUAAAACCUUUUCUUUGUCUGUAUCGUUGAAGUAACUGGUAAAUGUCAAGUGGGCAGAAACAGAACCGGUAAUUUUCUCUUCUCGUUUUGUUUCAAGCUUUCCGUUGUGUGUUUUGAAGGACUUAAUUAAUUGUCAGCCUCUCUGUCUAUGAAUGUGACUGCGUGAUAGUUCUUUCACAUCACUGAACCUCUUUACUGUUAUCAAAGGUGUUUUCUGCAAACUGAUUUUAUUAGGCAUUUAGCUGUAUGGAACCUAAAAAAACAUCAUAUUUUCACCAUAUAGUAUUGCUUUAACUAUUAAUACUCAGUGCCAACCACAUCCAAAUGAUUCCCUAGAGUUAAGUGUUUCGAUUCAUUAACUUGACAGUGGAUAUCAGCAUUAUAUAGGAAGUUAAAUCCCCAAUCCUAAUUGCCCGUAGUCAACAUAAAGCAGGCUGUCGUUUCUCUGUUUGUAAUUUCUGUUGUAAUUCCUACCAUGUCUGUCUUCUUUUAUGACUGUAAGGCACUGUUAUCAAUACUUAAACUCUGGGUUGUUUUUCCAUCAUCAAAUGCCUUCAGGCACUUUUCCUUCAUUCCUAAGUGGUGUUAUUUAUUUAUUUUACCUGUUUUUAAAACACUGGAGAUUAAUUAUGUGCUUUUUGUGAAGGGUUUUGUUCUUAGCUGUAUAUAUCUGACAGGUGCUCUGAUCCAUGCAUUGAUUUAUAUGCUAAUCUCUUUUAUCUUUAAAAUAGUGGUGUUAUGGUGCACUCUAUGCACAUUAAUUAAGUGAUCAGUUGUCAAACCACAGUAAUACAGCUGCGUACUAAUCUUCCAUGUUGACUGGCAUGCAAUUGUUGCAGAUGGUUUUCACUAAUUGUUUCUGGUCAGGUGCAUAUUGGUCCUAACAGGUUGUACAUCUGUGCUCUGUUUGAAUUAUUAAUAAAUCACUCAUGUUUUUGGUUGCGUUGAAAGUCAGUAGAUGUCUUUUGGAAUGUUGUAUUGGAAAUAAACAUGACCAAAUGCUUUAUUACCUCAAGCGUUUGCCUUGUUUUGGACUGAUUUGAAAUUCACUCGGAUACACCUCCAGAAGAUACAGCAGAUGAGUCAGAGAAUACUAGUCAUCGGCUAUGAAUUCGUCACGUCUUGUACCCUGAAAAACAAAAACAGCAUUUGUAUUCACAAGGUUCAUACGUUCAUGUGUGUACAAUUGUCAAAUGAUUUGAAUGAAAUCAUGACUAGAGGCUGUUGUUUGCCUACAUUGUCUUAGUAAAAAAAACUACAUUACAGUAGCCUAAAUUACCGAACUCUUCAAUAAAGAAUAAAUCAAUACUCCGUGGCGAAUCACGUCACCUUAACUUGACCGCGCUUUGCGCGUCGUACUCUCCUGAACUGCGCAUGCGCACAGGCUGCUCAUUCAAGCGAGCAGCGCCCGAAGCUCAAAUGAGCCUCGUUUAGUGCGAUCACCUCAGUUCAGCCUGAGACUCCCACAGACGCGCGUCUCUCCCCGGACUCUGGUGAUACACUGCAUGUGGAUUUACAAAGCACAUUCCUAAACAGGAUUAUUAACUCAACCUGUCAGGCGGACUUGAGGUGCGUGUUUUUCGUAAAAGGAAUACAGCGGGUUCUUUCCAGCUUCAGGAAUGGGAUUAAUGGGAUCGAAGAAAAGUUGGGAAUUGUAGGUCUGGUGCAAUGGAGAGAUAAAGCUCGCCUACGGAGCUCACCAAGGUGGAAGAAGCGGUCAUUCAUAACGAAAGGAAAUGCACAGAGUCUGGGUUCUCCUCAUUGUAAUAGAAGAGGGAUUUGCCCUGGCGCAGAAAAUUAAAGAGACGCAGAAUGCGGGUGAAUCUCUGUCUAACGCUGAGCAGUGCGGCCAGUGGACCCGGAAUAUCAAUGGAGGCCUGUUUACAUCUCCAAACUAUCCUAACUCCUAUCCGCCCAACAAGGAGUGUGUGUACAUCCUAGAAGCUCUCCCUCGGCAGAGAAUUCAGCUGGCCUUUGACAAAACGUAUUAUAUCGAGCCUUCCUUCGAGUGCCGCUUCGACCAUAUUGAGAUAAGGGAUGGUCCCUUUGGUUUUUCCCCUCUUAUUGAUCGCUUCUGUGGGCCAAAGAGUCCAGGCGUGGUCACCUCCACGGGCCGCUUCAUGUGGAUCAAAUUCACCAGUGAUGAGGAGCUUGAAGGCUUAGGCUUCCGCGUCAAAUACACUUUUAUAGCAGACCCAGAUUUUCAUUUGCACGUCGGAGGAUUGCUAAAUCCAAUUCCAGAUUGCCAGUUUGAGAUCAGUGGUUCGGACGGGGUCAUCCGCUCCAGUCAGGUGGAAGAAGAAGAUAAGAUCAAAAAUGGAGACGCGUUGGACUGCAUCUGGACCAUCCGUGCCCCUCCUCACUCCAAGAUAUACCUUCGCUUCCUUGAGUACCAGAUGGAGCACUCGAAUGAGUGCAAGAAGAACUUUGUGGCCGUGUAUGACGGCAGCAGCGCCAUUGAAAACCUGAAGGCCAAGUUCUGCAGCACAGUGGCCAAUGACGUGAUGCUGGAUACCGGCGUGGGCGUCGUGCGCAUGUGGGCCGACGAGAACAGCAGACUCAGCCGUUUCCGAAUGCUCUUCACCUCGUUCGUGGAUCCUCCAUGCUCCAGCAACACCUUUUUCUGUCACAGCAACAUGUGCAUCAACAACUCACUGGUGUGCAAUGGCGUUCAGAACUGCGUUUACCCCUGGGAUGAGAACCACUGCAAGGAGAGAAAGUCCAAAGGUCUCUUUUACCAAAUCACAAAAACGCACGGCACUGUAAUCGGCAUCUCUGCUGGUGUGGUUUUGGUCUUGCUCAUCAUCUCCAUCCUGGUGCAAAUGAAGCAACCCCGUAAGAAAGUAGUGGCCCGUCGGCCGGCGGUCUUCAACAAAGGCGGCUUCCAAGAGGUCUUCGAUCCCCCCAACUAUGAGCUGUUUUCCCUCCGCGACAAGGAGCUAUCGUCAGAUCUGGCCGAGCUGUCGGAUGAACUAGACGGCUACCAUAAGCUGCGGCGCUCCUCCACCAUGUCUCGGUGCAUCCACGAGCACCACUGUGGUACCCAGGCCUCCUCGGGCGGCAGCAUGAAGCAGAGCCGUACCACUCUCAGCUCAAUGGAGCUGUCUUACCACAACGAUUUCUCCAAGCCACCUCCCAUGAAGACCUUUAAUAGCAGCAACACCGGCACAUACAAGAAGAGCUGCUACGGCUACAAACAGACUCACGACUGCGCCGAGCAGGUGAUCGAGGACCGUGUGAUGGAGGAGAUCCCCUGUGAAAUCUAUGUGAGGGGCGGGAGCGUAGGAGGUGCUGCAGGCAGCAUUGGAAGCGGCUGCGGGAGCAUUACCAUCCGUAACCAUGGCAAUGCUCGUAGCAACAACACCACCGUGGUGGACCCGGGACAACGCUCCAUAUCCAUGGACUUCUGAAAUGGUGAAGGAGGACGAGGGAAAACACGAGCCCUGACCACAACUGACUGUGUCCUGCAUUGCUGUUUUUAAUGCAUGGGCUCCAGUGUCAUAUAGACAAGCACGGAGUGCACUGAGUGAACGGACUGUACACGGACAGGCGGAGGAGACGAUGUGUGGAUGGCUAUUUUAAUCUAUGUAAAUUUACAAUGAAAGAUAAACAGUAUGUAGGUUUUGUGUUGUUGCUUGACAUUAACUCACAUUUUGCAUAAUUUGACUUUGUGGAUAACUCAAAUUAUGCUUGAAUAAAGUUGACCUAUUACGAACUGAAGACAAAACCAUUCCCUGCUGUAACCUUAAAAGCCAUACACCAAGGACGAUAAUUAUAAAUUAUUAAUAACAGUUCUAAUUCUAUGAGAAUUGUGAAGUCCACAGCACAACUACACUAAAAACUGCUGUAGAAACAGUUUUUAUUCAGAAAUUGCUAGUGAAUUGUAGGGUUGUCAAACGAUCAAUCACGAUUAAUCGCCUCCAAAAUAAAGGUUUGCAUGUACAUAAUAUACUGUGUACUGUACAUAUUUAUUAUGUAUAUAUAAAUGCACACGCAUACGUGUAUAUGUCUUUAUAUAUAUAUAUAUAUAUAUAUAUAUGUGUGUAUAUAUAUAUAUAUAUAUAUACACAGUAUUAAUUAGUAAUUUUUUUUUUUCUUAAAUAUAUACAUGCGUGUGUGUAUUUUAUAUAUAUAUCUAAUAUACACACAUAUUAUGUAAACACAAAUUUUUAUUUUAGAGGCUAUUAAUCGUGAUUAAUCAUUUGACAGCCCUGGUAAAUUUCAUUAAUAAUUAUAGAAAAUAGCAAGUAACACAUUAAAUGUGAAAUUUAGAAAGACUGAAAGAAUUUUCUUGUAAAACACACUUUAAUUAUCUUUGUUGUAUUAACAACUUAAGAAAAAAAUGUACAGUGCAUAACGAUACAGAGGAACAAUAUUCUUGAAAUCACUUUUACAACAUUUUUUCCAGCUGGUGAACAAUAAUAAGAUUAACAGCCAAUCAGAAACCACCAGACUGUAAAGAGCUUGAGCAUUUAAAGCGGCAGACGACAUAUGUGACCCUGGACCACAAAACCAGUCAGAAGAGCAAAAUUUUUUUAAAUGAGAUUUAUACAUUAACUGGAUAAGCUGAAGGCUGAAUAAACAGGUUUUCAUUGAUGUAUGGUUUGUUAGGACAGGACAAUAUUUGGCCGAGAUACAACUAUUUGAAAAUUCUGGGGGAAAAAAUCAAAAUACUGAGAAAAUCGCCUUUAAAGUUGUCCAAAUUAAGUUCUUAGCA